UAUACCCACCUGAUAGCUUGUAUAAUAUCGCAUUUGGCAGCAUGGCGAAUCUAACGAGCUUUGCUGGCCUAUUGACUCGCCGUGGCGAAAAACCAGCCGAACUCGUGAAAAUGAUGCUGAAGCGGAAAAUGGAAACUCUGACGGAAGCAGCCGACGCCAGGCCAUACUCGGAGAUGCCUGGACCUACACCAAUACCGAUUCUCGGCAAUACUUGGCGAUUCAUACCUUUCAUAGGUGAUUACAAGAUCAGCGAGGUGGACAAGGUGUCGCGUCGCCUGCACGAGGAGUACGGGGACGUGGUGCGGCUGGGGGGUCUGCUGAAUCGGCCGGACAUGGUGUUCCUGUACGACGCCGACGAGAUCGAGCGGAUCUUCCGCCAGGAGGAGCGAAUGCCCCACCGUCCGCACAUGCCCUCGCUGCACCGCUACAAGCAUCAGCUGCGUCGCGACGUCUUUGGCGACGACAAGGCCGGCCUCAUCGCCGUCCACGGCGAGGCCUGGUACAACUUCAGGAGCCAAGUCCAGCAGGUGAUGCUGCAGCCGCGCACCGCCCGCAUGUACAUCGGCAGCAUCGAGCAGGCCAGUCGGGACUUUGUUCGCAGGAUAGAGAACAUCAAGGACGAGAAAAGCGAAGUGCCGGACAACUUUUUAAGCGAGAUCCACAAGUGGUCGCUCGAGUCGAUUGGCCGAGUAGCAUUGGACGUGAGGCUAGGCUGUCUUGACGAGGGCAAAGAUCCUCCAGCCGAGACGCAAGCCCUGAUCGAAGCCGUGCUGACGUUCUUCAAGCACGUCGGGCCCCUCGAGCUGAAAAUCCCCUUCUGGAAGUUGUGGCCGACGCCGGCCUGGAAACGAUACAUCGGCGCCCUCGACGUCAUCCUGGCGACGACGAGCAAGUACACGCGCGAGGCCCUCGAGCGAGCCCAGCGAUGCCCCAAGCCCGAGGGCAGCGACGACCUAUCCUUGCUCGAGCGGGUCCUCAGACAGGAGGGCGACGCUCAUCUCGCCACCGUCUUGGCCUUUGACCUCUUCCUCGUGGGCAUCGACACGACGUCGAACUCGGUCGGAUCGGUCCUCUACCAACUGGCCCUGCACCCCGAGAAGCAGCAGCUGCUCCACGAGGAGCUCAACCGGGUCCUGCCCGAAGGGGGCGGACCACUGGAGCCGCGACACCUCGACCAGCUCAAGUACCUCAAGGCCUGUGUUCGCGAGACUCAAAGGAUGUACCCGGUGGUCAUCGGCAACGGCAGAUGCACUCAGAAGGACACCGUCAUCUGCGGCUACCAAGUCCCCAAGGGCGUACACGUCGUCUUCCAACAUUGGGUCAUCAGCAACAGCGAGAGAUACUUUCCCAAAGCCUCGAGCUUCAUACCCGAGCGAUGGAUCGGCCAGGGCAGCACCGAAGCGCCACCCGCGAGACAUGCCUUCGCCUCGUUGCCCUUCGGCUAUGGACGGCGCAUGUGCAUCGGGCGCAGAUUUGCAGAGCUCGAAAUACUCAUUCUUCUCAGCAAGAUUUUCAAGAAAUACAAAGUCGAAUAUCAUUAUGAAAAAUUAGAUUACUAUAUCGACCCAAUGUACACACCCAAAGGGCCAUUGAAAUUGAAAUUUAUAGAGAGGUGAAUAUUUUAGAUAUUAAAGUCUUUUAACUUUAAAUGUAUUCGAUAGAAAAAAUGUUAUCAUAUGCAUACACAUAUAAUUUUAUAUUACAUUAUUGAAUAGAUUUUAUGUACUGCUUAGAAAAUGGUUCUAUUAAGAGCUGAAAUUACUUUUUUUUAUUU
Molecule: messenger RNA, 1774 nt
Organism: Trichogramma pretiosum
Lineage: Eukaryota; Metazoa; Arthropoda; Insecta; Hymenoptera; Trichogrammatidae
Product: probable cytochrome P450 49a1
Exons: 10
Coding region: 42-1616 (524 amino acids)
Molecular function (GO): iron ion binding; oxidoreductase activity, acting on paired donors, with incorporation or reduction of molecular oxygen; heme binding
Source: RefSeq, a predicted model, not a curated record